UUCUAGCAUCAUUCUAGGGACCGUGCCGACCGUGCUUGCGCGUGCGGCGAGUGUACGUACAGUGUUCUAUUCUAGGCGAGUGUUUGUGAAAUGGAUGAUAUUGGCAUCAUCGUGCCUGACAAGGAGGAGGUGCUGAACUUGGAACCCAAGUUACCCGGCACAGACGAUCAAGAUGGCGAGGAUUUCUACAUCAAGUAUAAGAAACUGGAGCGUCAACUGGAGUUCCUGGCGGUUCAGGAGGAAUACAUUAAGGACGAGCAGCGCAACCUGAAGAAGGAAUACCUGCACGCCCAGGAGGAAGUGAAGCGAAUCCAGAGUGUACCACUGGUCAUUGGCCAGUUCCUCGAGGCCGUGGACCCACACACGGGCAUCGUGGGCUCCACCACAGGUUCCAACUACUAUGUGCGCAUCCUGUCCACACUGGACCGCGAGCUGCUCAAGCCCAGUGCCUCAGUGGCACUCCACAAGCACAGCAAUGCACUUGUUGACGUCCUGCCCCCGGAGGCUGACAGCUCAAUCUCCAUGCUGCGUGCCGACGAAAAGCCGGACAUCAAGUAUGCUGAUAUUGGAGGCCUGGACAUCCAGAAGCAGGAGAUCAGGGAGGCUGUCGAGUUGCCCUUGACCCACUUCGAGUUGUACAAACAGAUCGGCAUUGACCCGCCCCGUGGUGUGCUUAUGUACGGUCCACCUGGCUGUGGAAAGACCAUGCUGGCCAAAGCUGUUGCACACCACACCACUGCGGCCUUCAUCCGAGUGGUGGGCUCAGAGUUUGUGCAGAAGUACCUGGGUGAGGGUCCUCGCAUGGUGCGGGACGUAUUUAGAUUGGCCAAGGAGAAUGCACCUGCCAUCAUCUUCAUCGACGAGAUUGAUGCCAUUGCCACCAAACGCUUUGAUGCACAGACUGGAGCUGAUCGAGAAGUGCAGCGGAUCCUUUUGGAGCUGCUGAACCAGAUGGAUGGCUUUGACCAGACCACCAACGUUAAGGUAAUAAUGGCAACGAAUCGUGCGGACACGCUGGACCCAGCACUGCUACGUCCGGGCCGCCUGGACCGCAAGAUUGAGUUCCCGUUGCCAGAUCGUCGUCAAAAGCGCCUCAUCUUCUCCACUAUCACGGGUCGCAUGAAUCUCAGCGAUGAGCUCGACUUGGAGGACUACGUGGCACGGCCAGACCGGAUCUCUGGUGCCGACAUCAAUGCCAUAUGCCAGGAGGCUGGCAUGCACGCUGUGCGGGAGAAUCGGUACGUGGUUCUGGCCAAGGACUUUGAGAAGGGCUACAAGAACAACAUCAAAAAGGACGAGUCCGAGCACGAGUUUUACAAGUAGUGGACGAUGUGAGUGUGCUGUGUUGCAUUAAAAAGAAUGAAUGGAAACAA
Molecule: messenger RNA, 1373 nt
Organism: Rhipicephalus sanguineus (brown dog tick)
Lineage: Eukaryota; Metazoa; Arthropoda; Arachnida; Ixodida; Ixodidae
Product: 26S proteasome regulatory subunit 6B
Exons: 8
Coding region: 91-1323 (410 amino acids)
Biological process (GO): proteasome-mediated ubiquitin-dependent protein catabolic process
Cellular component (GO): proteasome regulatory particle, base subcomplex
Molecular function (GO): ATP binding; ATP hydrolysis activity; proteasome-activating activity
Source: RefSeq, a predicted model, not a curated record